AUGGGUGGCGAGCCCAGCAAAGAGGUUGAGGGGAGGUUGGCACGCCAAGAGGAGAAGCUCAAGCAGGAUUUCGAGCUUUCGAAGGAAGCUUUGAGGGAGCUGGACCAGCUAACUCGGGUCCCGCACCUUCUCCUUGAAAUCAGAUCCAUGGGCUUUGUAGAGAUCCAGGGCAAAGAUACUGGAGGCAUCUACCAACGCCUGGACCAGUGGCUGAAAGAGCACUGGAAAAUGCAGGACAAGCAGGAAGACCUGAUCGAAGUUUGCAAAGAGGAAGAAAAUUGUGGGUGCUGUGGCUAUAGCACCACCCUCAAGGUUUGCAAGAUGGAGGAGCACCACCGCUUGUGUGACAAGAGCUACACAAUGGGUCCGAUACAACCGGAUGGCAUCCCAGCAAACCCCCACAAGAUCUACAAAGACCGGUCCAGUGUAAUUGAUGGGGAGAACAACAUGGGCAAGCUGACGAUGCAGCUAGCACAUUUCAUAACUCGGGAGUGUGGGUGGACACUUCAGGUUUGUGAUGCAGCGAAUCUGGGGCGAUGGGGGGACAUCCGAGAGCAGCAGAUGAAGUUUAAGGCCCCUCACCCCCUGAGCAUGAUCGCCCCGUUGGUGAUGGUUGAGUUGCGUUUCGGGUUCCCGGACCCUUUCGGUGUCCGUGACACAAAGAGCUACAUCCACGUGAAUGGUGUAGACAGCGAUGGCAUCUUCGAGAAGUUGCGCAGCUUCUUCCAAACAUGGGAGGCCAAGGAGGAGGAUGCUGAUCCAGGUUACUGCGACAUGAAGUUCGAAACCUUUGCCUUGAAAGAGCGAGGCGUGCAGGGAGAGAACAACAUGGGGCAGAAAUCCAUGGAAGUUGUUGCUUUCAUGGUGAAGAAGUGUCAGUGGUCGCUGGUGUCCCGCAGCAACGGCAACUACGGGGAGGGUGGUGGCAUGCGAGAGCAGCAGCUGGUGUUCCGCAAAGACGAGUUUAUCCAGCACGGGUCAGAUCACGUCAUGAUCGAGUUUCGGACGCUUGGCUACGUCGAGAUCACCGGCCUGAAGGAUGCAGAAGACCUGAAGCCGCACCUGGCUGAGCACUUCGAGAAGCAAGAGUGCCAUAAAUACAGCGAUUAUCCUAAUGAGAAAUUCUGCGACCUGAAAUACAAGGUCCCUUCAGGUUGGUUCUACCUCGAAGGCUUCACAACCAACCUGGGAAAACGGACGAUGGACUUAGCUGAUUUCCUGGCAUCUCAUGGUUGGGCCUUGGCACUCUCCAACGGAAGCAACCUGAGUGUAAACAUCAAGGAGCAUCAAGUGACCUUCACCCGCAACCCUGAGAAGGCAUCGGCACCUUUGUUGAUGAUCGAGUUGCGCACCAUUCCCUUGUCCCACUCUCCUCCGAAGUGGCACAGUGCAUGUCAGAUCAUUGGGCCCGAUACCAAUGGAGUCUAUGGGCACUUGGACCGCUUCAUCCGGAAGUACAUGGGAGGACGUGAGGACAGACAGGGCGGGAGCUACUGCGAUAAGUUCUACACGUGCCAUGCCUUUCGCCUGAAGCCCGCCAGUGCGGAGGAGCUUUCGAUGGGAAGGAUGAAUGGAGAGAGCGACCUCGGGAGGUGGACCAUGCGCCUCUGUGACUUCCUGGUGGAUCAUGUAGGCGAGUGGGACCUGGUCACCUGCAACAGCGACAACGCGGAGGAGUAUGGAAUCAACACCACCUCCCGGGAGAUGCAGAUGAUCUUUCGACACCGCCCAGGCGGUCGACAGGUCUUCAUGUCGGUGGCCCAGGUAGCGCCCCGGGGAAGGCCGCCGUUGGAGCCUCCGCCCUACUGGAGUGAAGGGUGCCUGUCAGGGGAGGUUGGCCACAAGCUCAUCCCAGGCACCCCCGAGGAGCUGCAAUGGAUGCAGGAAAUCCUGGAUAAGACCUUCAAGAACAAGGUGACGCGUGAUCGCAAAGAUGGGCAUGCGUUGGCAGAUCGCUUUGUGGCGGUCCAGUGCAUCCGCAGCGAGCAUCCUGCGAUUUGGGAUCGCUUCGUAGGCCGUCGACAGCUGUUGUCUCAAGCCGGAGGAUCGGAAGACUGCAGCCUCCCCAAGACCGUGGCGGCCAGCCGAGGUCUGGCUGAGAGGUGCCUGGAUGUCUCGGGAGCCAAUCCUUCAAACGAAGCUUACUUGCUCCAUGGGACCAACCCAACCUCGGCUGUGGCCAUCUUGAGCAACUCCUUCACCGUAGAUUUUGCUGGGAAGAGCGCUGGCACCAUGUUUGGUCCUGGCAUCUACCUGGCCGAGAGCUCGACGAAGGCGGACGAGUACGCCCAGGACGAUGCCACUGACGACUAUGCUGGGCUCUAUGCUGUCCUUGUCUGCAGGGCUCUUCUCGGGAAGCCCUACGUGACCGAAGAGCCCGGUGAUUUUCGAGAGCAGGUUCUCAGCGGAAACUUUGGCCACGUCCUUGGCGACCGCGAGAAGGCCGUGGGCACCUUCCGGGAGUUUAUCUUCUUCCACGAAGCCGCUGUCUACCCGGAGUAUGCCGUUUUCUACCGGAGGGAGAAGGAUGGCCGGGUCCUUCCGAAGCCGCAAAGUGAGAUGGCGCCUCGCCCCACGGAAAUGGAAGGAUGGGAUGGGAGCAUCUGA
Symbiodinium sp. CCMP2592 is the source of this 2607-nucleotide messenger RNA. The record is from the annotation of a GenBank genome assembly. NCBI's taxonomy places the organism in Eukaryota, Dinophyceae, Suessiales, Symbiodiniaceae.